GGAGAGUCACCAUACAAAGAGGGGCAAGAAUAUUCUGAUGAUAUACUAACCACGUCUCUGGGGAAAGGGUUCAGAAUCCAGCUUCCUCUACCAUGGGGAGCCGAGAGAAACAGUGGAUUGUUCCGGUGGUUCUUUUAGGACUGCUUCAGUUGAGUAGUGGAGAUCCAAAUAAGCAGAUUUGCUCUCCCACCUCGGGCACCAUCCACGACCAUGGAGCUAAAACUAUAAAUGGGUCUGAAAACAUCAAUUUAGGCCAGUACGCUGGGAAGACGGUCCUCAUUCUAAAUGUUGCCACUUACUGAGGACUAACUUUCCAGUAUCUGGAACUGAAUGCACUACACGAGGAGUUGAAAGGUCAUGGAUUCACCAUUCUUGGGUUUCCAUGCGACCAGUUUGGCAAACAAGAGCCUGGAAGCAACCAUGAAAUUCUGCCCACUCUAAAGUAUGUACGCCCAGGCAAUGGGUUUGUCCCCAACUUCCAGCUGUUUCAAAAAGGUGACGUGAAUGGUCUGUAUGAACAAGGCCUCUUCACGUUCCUCAAAAAAACUUGUCCACCUGUUGGAGAGAGCUUUGGGAAUCCCACAAACAGGCUGUUCUGGGAUCCUUUGAAGGGGACCGACGUCAAGUGGAACUUUGAGAAGUUCCUGGUUGGGCCAGAUGGCAAGCCUGUGAUGCGGUGGUACGCGAGGGUGAACGUCUCUGAUGUCCGAGCAGACAUCCUGAGAUACUUCCAGAAACUCUACUCCUAAAUACAAAACAUACUCCAUCUACCCUCCAACAACAAGAAGAACUGCCCUCCAAUAACUAUUUCAACAUGUCAAAUUCUAUCAUGGCGUAAACUCUCAAACAAUAUGACUAAAUGAUUGCAGGCUCUUGAAAACAAACAACAAAAAAAAACGUAGAAAAUGUCAGAAAACGAUGUCCUCUGUGUUUUAAUGUGAUGCCAUGUGUUUUUCCCUGACAGCAGUAGGCAGUGGCGUUGGUGAGGAGGUGGGAGAGUAGCCUGUUGGUGACGGUGAGGUCUGAAAGCAGAGAUCCUGUGGGGCCUGACCUGAGGGCCGCAGGGCCAGAGUGCCUCUUAAUGCAUUCAAGACACUCUGGAGCCCCUGUGGAGCCAGGCCUCCUUCCCCAGUACCCACCACCGUACUGCCUACUGAAACAUGUCAUGUCUUUGCCUUCAAUUAAAAUAAUCUCUCUAAGCAAAA
This is a messenger RNA of Clupea harengus (Atlantic herring), 1205 nucleotides long. It is a transcript of the gene gpx3, whose product is annotated as glutathione peroxidase 3. Gene Ontology annotation, biological process: response to oxidative stress. Lineage: Eukaryota; Metazoa; Chordata; Actinopteri; Clupeiformes; Clupeidae. Gene Ontology annotation, molecular function: glutathione peroxidase activity. The record is from RefSeq and is a predicted model, not a curated record.